AUGACCCAAGAGGACUCUUCUACCAACACCCACACCAAGACGGUGGCCCUAAGCAAGUGCCUCGCUGGCUUGCCCCUCUCCAGCCACAGGCCGGCUCCCGAGACGCUGGAAAGCGGAGAGCCCGGCUCUGCCAGCCACCCGAGUGCCUGUGCUUCUCCCCAGGUCUCCCUGCAGUACAGCUCCAGCGGCAAGUGGCGCCACACCUGUGGAGGGUCCCUGGUGGCCAACAACUGGGUCUUGACAGCCGCCCACUGUAUCAGCUCCUCCAGGACCUACCGCGUGGUGCUGGGCCGACACAGUCUUUCCACUGAGGAGCCCGGCUCACUGGCCAUCAAGGUCUCCAAGCUCGUGGUGCACAAGGACUGGAACUCCAGCCAGCUCUCCAAAGGGAACGACAUCGCCAUGCUCAAGCUGGCCCAGUCCGUCUCCCUGACCGACAAGAUUCAGCUGGCCUGCCUUCCUCCUGCCGGCACCAUCCUUCCCAACAACUACCCCUGCUACGUCACGGGCUGGGGGAGGCUGCAGACCAACGGGGCUUCCCCUGACAUCCUGCAGCAAGGCCGGCUGCUGGUGGUGGACUACGCCACUUGCUCCAGGUCUGACUGGUGGGGCAGCUCCGUGAAGACCAAUAUGGUCUGCGCUGGGGGUGAUGGCGUGAUCUCCAGCUGCAACGGCGACUCCGGCGGCCCACUGAACUGCCAGGCGGCCAAUGGCCAGUGGACGGUGCAUGGCAUCGUCAGCUUCGGGUCUACCCUCGGCUGCAACUACUAUCACAAGCCCUCUGUCUUCACACGGGUCUCCAACUACAUCGACUGGAUCCAUUCGGUGAUGGCAAAUAACUAACCAGCAGAAGUCCCUGGGUCUGUCUCAGGCUUGGAAAAAUCAAAGCAGGAAUAAUAUUAUAAUAAAGUAACAACUAUAUGAAUC
This is a messenger RNA of Carlito syrichta (Philippine tarsier), 927 nucleotides long. Its product is annotated as chymotrypsin-like elastase family member 2A. The record is from RefSeq and is a predicted model, not a curated record. Lineage: Eukaryota; Metazoa; Chordata; Mammalia; Primates; Tarsiidae. The transcript has 7 exons. Gene Ontology annotation, molecular function: serine-type endopeptidase activity. Bases 1 to 843 code for a protein of 280 amino acids. Gene Ontology annotation, biological process: proteolysis.